Messenger RNA from Ceratina calcarata, 3867 nucleotides. RefSeq lists its product as uncharacterized. The record is from RefSeq and is a predicted model, not a curated record. NCBI's taxonomy places the organism in Eukaryota, Metazoa, Arthropoda, Insecta, Hymenoptera, Apidae. The transcript has 5 exons. The coding region runs from base 1342 to 3468 and encodes 708 amino acids.
GCUACUUCUAUCGACCAGAUCCUCGUCUCUCCUCCUCUCGUUUCCGAGCUGCUGCGCCGGCCUUCCUUCUAUGCAUUUCGCUAAAAUCCGAUCCACGAGGACGCCUCGUCACCCGCCGUCUCUUUUUCGGGAAACCGAGACUGGCUGGUGAACCACGUGGCAGCGUGGAAACCAUGAGGAAGAGACGGCCGAUCGACACCCUCCGAUGACAGCGUGCCCGCUUACGGGAUCAAACCUUCCGAACAAUUUCGAGUUCGUACAAAAAUUCGCGAGUUCGACGUCGUCAGGUUCAAUACGUUCGCGAAUCACCGAAGGGUGUUCAACGAAUGAUCAACGAAUCGACGUGACUCGACGUAACUCGACGCGGUGGUGGUGAAGGUUGUUCGCGGUUUUGAAAUUCGAGCGCAACGUUUACGCGGAUCAGUGGAUACCCAGAACAGGGGAAUCAGUUGCGAGGGACGAUUCGCGCGUGAGGAGGAUCAAACGGGAGCUAGCAACGGCGGAAGGAAGGGAGGCUGGAUGGAAACACGUCAAAUCUGACCCGUCAUCGAGUCGAGAAAAAAAGAGGUAGAGAAUGCGGCGAGGAACACGACUCGGACCACCGCCCUCUCAUUAAAAUGCGACGAUACGUCAGCUUCGUUGCGUUAAAGUGCGCCGAAUUAAAGUCUUCCUGACACGUUCGGACGGCGUCGAAUCGAGGCGUUCAUUUAAACUGUGUCAAAUUGAAAGAGCGCGAUUCGCGAAUUCUCUGCUAAUCGACUAAACGCGUCGACGUAGACUUCGUACACAGCACGUACUUGGACGCAAGGGACAUCAUACCUGCGUGCGUAGACACGUGCACAGACGUUCAGCCUCAGACGUCGAUUUAUAAUGUAGGAACUACUCUAAUUCAUCUCGCAGUAAUUAUCUAAUGUUUCGUGGAUCGUUAAAAUGACCGCGGGUCGUAGAGAAUAUUACGAGUCGAGAGUUUGUCAAGGAAACGUCGAGUAUCGUACCCUUGCGAAUGAAAGCCGAUGUCGAAAAAUGGAUUCAGAGCUCUAAGUACGACGGCCUCGUCUUAUCGAAAAACCCUGUUUAAAACCCCGGAGAAAUAAGUCUUCCAGGUGCAACGAUUCUCCUAAAUGUAUAACUCCCAUUGCGGCCACUUCAUCCAGUUUAGAUGUAUUAAAUCUAGGAUAGAAACUGAUGACGAGAGUAAAGAAAUUCAAGUGAAAUAAGACGUAUUCGGAUUUAUAAUGAAGUACCGAUAACAAUCGUGAUUUCGUCGGCGGACGAUGGAGGCGCUGAUAUUUGCAGUCUUUAAAUCAUUCAGAACUGCUUAGGAAGGAAAGUACCUCUGGUAUGACUGAAAACUUCCACGACGAGGUAAGCAGCCGAUGCACGAUCAUAACUACAAUGAGAGGCGUGCAGUGCAAAAAAAGUCUACAGCGGCUGAAACGAUAUUUUUUCUUCGUCACUACGUUCAGGAUAGUCUUCCGUGGCAGUAAAAAAGCGAAGGACAAUGAACGCAGCACUGACGUCGAGUUGGAUAACAAAAUCUUCAAAGGCCGAUUGCAUCUACGAAGAUGGUUAAUAGCACUUCUAAUUUUACUCUUUAUAACGCUAAUCAUAUUAAACACGUACAGCAUGGACCAAUUUCGAGCGAUACGGUAUGGAGCCAUUAUUAAUGACAGUGCGCAAGAAAAUUACGUGGCGGAAUUAAAAUCGACCUACUCUGGCUUUCUGGUCAAUAGCAAUGCUUGCCGUAUCCCAUACGUUGAUCCUUUCGAUUCAAAGAUGCUGCCAUUUUACAAAAAGAUGGAUCCGUUGAUUUGCAAACAUGGGAGUCACCUGCCGCUAGUGGAUUCGAAUAACACGGCAAUUUAUAUAAAUCCGAAUGCGAUCUCUCAUUUUUACAACGAUUCGAAAGAAAUAAACUGCUGUUGGCGUGCGAUCCAUCGAGUGCAGCACGAAGACAAUGACGUUAAGUAUGAUACAGAAUGCCAUAAAUUCGUGAACUCCGCGACCAUCACUGAUACAGAAUACGUGAAGGUCGAAUGUUCACAGAAUAAAACGAUGGUCUAUAAAGAUGUUUUCGCGUUCCUGCCUCGUUUUCCUUCGUUAGAAAAAAAAUACAAAAAGAAGAAAACUGACUACCUCAACGUGUUAAUAAUCGGCAUAGACUCUGUCUCGAGGAAUAAUUUUCACAGAAUGAUGCCGAAGACCGUCGAAAUGUUGAAAAAAUACGGAGCGGUGGAAUUGUUGGGCUACACGAAAGUAGGCGAGAACACGUUCCCGAAUUUAGUACCUGUUUACAGUGGCCUAUCGAUAUCCGAGUUGGAAAAAUUGUGCUGGCCGAAGAGAGACAAGACGUUCGACGACUGUCCGUUCAUUUGGCAGAACUUCAGCGCGUCAGGUUACCGAACGAUCUUCGCCGAGGAUGCCUGCAGCAUAUCAACGUUCAACUACUUGAAACGCGGAUUUCGCGAUCCACCCACGGACUAUUACUUGAGACCAUAUUGCAUCGCAUCGGAGAAGGAAAUCGGUAACACGCGACCACUGAACGCGAUGCUCUGUUUAGGGACACGAAAAUGGUACGAUCAGUUGUUAUCGUACGCGAAGAAAGCAGCCAUACAAUUUAUCGAUGAUCCAUAUUUUGCGAUAUCCUGGCAAACCAGUUUGACUCACGAUUACUGGACUUAUCCGCAAUGGGGAGACCAAAGUUAUGCCGAUUUCGUCGCCGAAAUGUUCAACGAGAAAUUGCUGGAGAAAACGGUUUUGAUAUUUAUGAGUGACCAUGGUAUGAGAUGGGGUCCCUUCCGGCAGACUUAUCAGGGUAGAAUGGAAGACAGUCUACCGUUUUUAUUCAUCAUGGCACCGCGCUGGUGGAGAGCGAAACACGAGGUCGCUUGGGCCAAUCUCCGGAGAAAUACGAGGCGUUUGACGACGCCUUACGAUCUGCAUGAAACCCUGAAGGAUCUGUUGGAUUACAAAAAUUUGAAGGAAUCGAGUUUGAAAAAUCGGACCAAGGCGACGUCGGCGGGCAAGCAGUUGCCACGCGGGAUCAGUCUGUUUCUGCCGAUUCCUGACUACCGCACGUGUGCUACAGCGGGUAUACCUAGUCGCUGGUGCAUGUGUCAUAAUAGCUAUGAAAUUUCCACGGACGAUAACAACGUUCGGGACAUGGCAUUUUACUUGGUAUCAACGCUGAACGAAAUGCUGAAAAAGUUCGCGCAGUGCGCGAUUCUCAAACUGAAAGAGAUAAGAAAUGCGAAAGCGUGGAAGUACGAGGACGAUGACCGGGUCGUCGAUUACACGAUCGUGAUUGAAACAGAACCAGGGAAUGCAAUAUUCGAAGCCACAAUACGACACGAGACGAACAAGACCGACAGCGAAUUGGUUGGUGCAGUUAGCAGAUUGAACUUAUAUGGACAACAGAGUGCCUGUGUAAACGACUACAACAUGAGACUUUAUUGUUAUUGUUUGUAGUUCAUUAUUUGGUCUAAUCUUUUUAUCCUUAUUUGAUGUUUCAAUUGUUCUUCGUACACUGCUCCUCACGAGGAAUAUUAUAUUGGAUAUCGGUUUACGUUCAAAAUUUCGAUGAAAUUAUUACCGUAGCGCAAGAAUAGAUAGGAUACUUGGAUUAAGGGUGAUGUAUGACAGUUGUAAGCUUUACAAAUUAACGUCAACUAUCGAAAUAUUGAUGUUAAUGGUUAAUUGAGUGCAUGAGUAUGCGAAUGCACUUACGUGUUCAUAUUAUAUGUAAAUAUGUAUGUAUAAUUUACUGAAGGAAUCGUGCGUUAUAAAUAUUCAUUUACCCAGUGAGCAAGUUUCAUAAGUAAUCCUUAAUAUCACAAGUUAAAUAUUUUGUAAAUAAAUUUCUGAACG